AUGUUUCACUUUUACAAACAAAACCCUAUAGGCAUUUCAAUUCAGUCCGCAGUCCUUUCCUUCCUCUUAUCCACUCUGCGCCGGUGGCUACGCCCAUUCCGUCGUGCGCCGACGGCCGCCGUGCCUCGCACCGGAGGAUGGAGUGCGCUCGCCGGGAGGAUGGACGGCGCGGAGAGGCGCGCUCGCGCCUGAGCUCCUGUGCCCGUGCCUCGCGCCUCCUUGCACCGCUUCGACGGCCUCACUCGCCACACGCCAUCGCCGGCGACCACAAGCAGCGACCGUCGCACCUCUCCGCGCGCCACCCCGAAGCCCCAGCCACGCUGCGCCGCUGUCCCUCACAACCCCGGCCUCUUCUAUCGACCUCGCCUCUUCGGGCGAACAAACGGUGUCGCCAGAGGCGGCCUCGGCCACCAUGCUUGAUCUGACGGGCGCCGACCGCACGGGGCUCAUCUCCGAGGUGUUCGACGUGCUAGACGACAUGAGCUGCAGCGUCGUCGAUGCCAGGGCAUGGUCGCAUCGCGGCCGCCUCGCCUGCCUUGUCUACCUGCGGGACGAGGAUGUGGACGCAGCCGGUGUGGAGCACAUCGAGGCCCACCUCUCCCCCCUCCUCCACGGAGACUCGGAAGCCAGUGGCGGCACCGUGGCUGCCGUCCCCGCCGGCUCCAUCCCGCACGCCGACCGGCGCCUCCACCAUCUCAUGUAUGCCAACGGCGACCAGGAGCGUGUGUUCCCAACUCCCUUGGUGCGUGCUCAUGUAUGUCGAGCCCGACACCAUGGGCUCCGUGCACACGGGGUCCUACGGCCAGAUCUUCCGCCUCGACAACUUUGUCUUCGGCCAGUCCGGCGCCGGCAACAACUGGGCCAAUGGCCCCUACACCGAGGGCGGGGAGCUCAUCGACUCCGUCCUCGACGUCGUCCGCAAGGAGGCCGAGAACUGCGCUGCCUCCAAGGUGUGCCACUCCCUCGGCGGGGGCACCGGUUCCAAGAUCAGGGAGGAGUACCCGGGCCGGAUGAUGCUCACCUUCUCCGUGUUCCCAUCUCCAAAGGUCUCUGACACGGUGGUCGAGCCCUACAACAUCACUCUCUCGGUUCACCAGCUGGUGGAGAACGCCGACGAGUGCAUGGUGCUGGACAACAAGGCGCUCUACGACAUUUGCUUCCGCACCCUCAAGCUAACCACACCUAGCUUAGGUGGUGGAAUGAGGACACUCUCCAAGAGAACUUCUUAACACCAGACAUCUGGGUGAUAAAGAAGACCCCUCUUGGAAAAUUGGACCAGGAUAUGUGGGUGUGAUCCAGAAUUUUAUGCCUGUCAGGGCUAACUUGCACCUCCAUCCCUACGCCCCUUUGAUUACAUUUGCAAUUCAAUAUGCAAAUAAGCUGGAUGCUUGGAUGCCCGUGGUGAGUGAAGUAUGGAUUUAGUCUGUCGGUUAAGCUGACUAACUGUUUCAAAAUCUUGAACUAAUGUUUUUUGUGACACCUGAACUAAAGUUGGUCAUGCUAACAAAACCUUCAACUUAUUAGAACAGAAAUUGUAACAACAUUUAGCUUAUUGUUCUGUGAAGUAACUACUAUUGUACCAGAAAAUUUUGUGCACGUGCAUUCAAUUACAGGUUAUCCGAGCCUGCUUGCACUUGCAACUGAUCAAUGCCGAUCCAGUUGUUCUCAGGAUAGAUAAAAAUCAGUUCUUGUUCAUUAUAGAGGGCAUCCAACAUAAAUAAGAUUUUUAAAUCUGACACAACAUUUUUAUUGUACAAUUCAGUCUGAAAGAUAAGAACAAACUUAUCUGCCACUAUAGAGGGAAUCAAACAUAAAAUAGGUGACAUGCAGAUAUUGACAUACGAUUACAUUUUUAUGGCAUUACUAAUCCAGUUAUGGUUCCAUUGUUGUCGCACACCGAACGUUCAAUGAAUUUCUUGAAGAAAAUGUAUGGAGUCUUUUGUUGUGUGCUUCAACCAGGUAAAAUCCUAUUGGUUAUUCUAAUCAUACGAUCUUCCGAGCCAAUUUUGUGAGCUUAGUACAGUAGGAUUCUUAUUUUUUAAGGCUUCCCAGUAGAUAUAUUGGAGCUGCCCCUUCCUCUUCUACUGUGCUAUCUCUACUUCUUUCCCUUCUACUUGAUAGUCAAAAAUUUAGUACAUCUCCAUGCUCAUGGUUCUUCAGCAUAUAUAGUCUACUAUGUAAUUCUCUGUGUAACCCAUUUAACUCUGCAACAGCCACUAAAAUAUAUCUGUAAGCUUGCAUAGGAAUAAUUCAUUUUUUUAUUGUUGUUUGGUUAUUGUGGUUCACAGCCAAUUUCUUUAGGCUUUAAGGAUAUGGUAGGAUUACACUAACAAUCCGAGUAAAUAGUAUUUGGUCCUUUUGAUCAUGUUUCAUGGCAAUAAAUAUGUUUCCUUGUGGUGCAAUUUGUUUCCUGCAAUUGGUAACUCAACUUUUUUGCAGGGAGGUAACUACAUUUCUUCCGUUGCUGAAAAAGCUGAGGUGAAUUCUAUGACAGUGAGGGUUGAUGAUAGGAGCACAAGUAAUUCUGAUGUAAGUGUGACAACCUUGUGUACUAUUCUAUCCUGGUCUUGCUUUUAUUGUUGCACAACUUCUCUGAUCUUCCAGUAGAUUUGUUCAGUCGGUGUGGUCGUUAGUCUUAGUUUAGACAUCUUUCUAUUUUGAAUCUGUGCUUAUAUUGUUUGUCAUCUGAAAACUACACUCAGUAUACAUUAUGUCCAGGAAAUAAUCAUCACGUACUGACAUCACUCUGUACUCCUUCCGUUACAUAAUUCUUGUCGUGGUUUUAGUUCAACAUUGCAUAACCUUCUGGUUUUCUUGAGGUACUGCUCAGUAACUUUUUUUACCUCAUGCAUACAAAGAUAGAACAAGAGUCACUGGAUUAAGAAUUCGAACUUUCAGAAGUUCAAAAAACAAAUCUGCAUAGUCUGUGGAUGGGGAUGGAAGGAAAGAAUUGCGAUUCUAAUGUGCCAUUGACAGUGGCGGGCAUUAAUUGGGGAGGCGGAGAUAGCAGCUUGACAUGCAUGAUGUUUGAUUAGAAUCGUGGUUACUUGGUGAUGCUUUCAGUUUGCUAGAACUUUUUAGCCUGAAAGAAUGCAAAAUGCAUAUACACUGGGAUUAGGAAUCCAUUAAGUUAUCUUAGUUUCUCUUUCUGGUUUGAGUUUAGUAUUUUUUUUUCUUCUUCAUGCAUUUAAUUUGCUGUGCAGGUGUCUUACAUAAGAUGCUAUAAGGAUUACAUAACUUUCUUUAUCGAUCACAGUACCGACGGUGGCAGGCCAUGCUUUCUAUCUGCAGGUCUCCAACUAAAAGUCUAACUGCAGGAGUAUGUAGAAUCUUCUUUACUUAACUAGCUGAUACUCACGGACAUAUCGUGAAGCACAAGCAGCCUUGCAACCGCAAACCUUGCAGACUUCUCUUUUCAUAUCCAAACUUUGCAAACAUUUCAUUCAUGUUUUUAAACUUAUUCUGCGUUUAUUUUAGUGCACCAAGAAAAAAUAAAUUUGUGACCAUU
This is a messenger RNA of Triticum aestivum (bread wheat), 3508 nucleotides long. Its product is annotated as tubulin beta-1 chain. Bases 498 to 1229 code for a protein of 243 amino acids. NCBI's taxonomy places the organism in Eukaryota, Viridiplantae, Streptophyta, Magnoliopsida, Poales, Poaceae. Gene Ontology annotation, biological process: microtubule-based process. Gene Ontology annotation, cellular component: microtubule. The transcript is spliced from 3 exons. Gene Ontology annotation, molecular function: structural constituent of cytoskeleton; GTPase activity; GTP binding. The record is from RefSeq and is a predicted model, not a curated record.